Messenger RNA from Pseudonaja textilis, 4208 nucleotides. It is a transcript of the gene PKNOX1, whose product is annotated as PBX/knotted 1 homeobox 1. NCBI's taxonomy places the organism in Eukaryota, Metazoa, Chordata, Lepidosauria, Squamata, Elapidae. The record is from RefSeq and is a predicted model, not a curated record. Gene Ontology annotation, biological process: regulation of DNA-templated transcription. Gene Ontology annotation, molecular function: DNA binding.
UGCAGCCGCUUGUCAGUGUGACGAAGAUUGGCACCCAGGCAUACCUUCCUAGGAAAUGAAUACCAGAAGGAUAGUAUGACAAUUGAAAAGCUGGACCCUAUUUGCUAAGAAGAGAGAAAAGCAUUGAUUUCAAAAAAUUGAACCAAGAUAUGAUUUGACUUCAAAGCAUCUCAGUAACCAUGAUGGCAACGCAGACAUUAAGUAUAGACAACUAUCAAGAUGGACAACAACAAAUGCAAGUAGUAACAGAAUUAAAAACUGAGCAAGAUCCAAACUGCUUAGAAACAGAUGCAGGAGGAUUGAGUCCUUCCCCAGUUGAAUCUCAGACACCGAUGGAUGCAGACAAGCAGGCUAUUUACAGGCAUCCACUAUUUCCCUUAUUAGCACUGUUAUUUGAAAAAUGUGAACAAUCUACACAGGGUUCAGAAGGCACAACAUCUGCAAGUUUUGAUGUAGAUAUUGAAAACUUUGUUCGGAAACAGGAGAAGGAAGGAAAACCCUUUUUUUGUGAAGAUCCAGAAACAGAUAAUUUAAUGGUAAAAGCAAUUCAGGUUCUACGAAUUCAUCUGCUUGAGCUAGAAAAAGUUAAUGAGCUCUGUAAAGAUUUUUGUAGUCGCUAUAUUGCAUGUUUAAAGACUAAAAUGAACAGUGAAACUCUGCUAAGUGGGGAAUCUGGGAGUCCUUAUUCACCAGUACAACCCCAGUCCAGCAACUUUAAACAUGAUAAUGAUAGCUUGGAUUUGCUGGAGCAACUGUCUUCAUGGAAAGAGUCACCAGAAAAUCCAAUUCAAAGUGCCAUUACAGGUACACUAAGUCCCCAGGGGAUUGUGGUACCUGCAUCAGCACUGCAGCAGGGAAAUGUAACUAUGGCAACAGUUGCAGGUGGCACAGUAUAUCAGCCAGUAACAGUAGUCACACCUCAAGGACAAGUAGUAACACAAGCGCUGUCACCUGGAACCAUUAGGAUCCAGAAUUCACAGCUCCAGUUACAAUUAAACCAAGAUUUAAGCAUCUUGCAUCAAGAUGAUGGAUCAUCAAAGAAUAAAAGAGGUGUUCUUCCAAAACAUGCUACAAACGUGAUGAGAUCUUGGCUUUUCCAGCAUAUAGGGCAUCCAUAUCCAACAGAAGAUGAGAAAAAACAGAUAGCAGCACAAACAAAUCUUACCUUACUACAAGUUAACAACUGGUUUAUCAAUGCUAGAAGGAGAAUUCUCCAGCCAAUGUUGGAUUCCAGCUGUUCUGAAACACCAAAAACAAAGAAGAAAACAGCCCAAAACCGACCAGUUCAGAGAUUCUGGCCAGACUCCAUUGCAUCAGGAGUAGCUCAUCAUCAAUCAAAUGAACUUACUAUGUCAGAUGGAGCUGUUGUAACAAUUACAGCUCCCGUCAACAUGAAUGUAGACAGUCUCCAAUCGCUUUCAUCUGAUGGUACCACUUUGGCUGUUCAGCAAGUCAUGAUGGCAGGGCAAAGUGAGGAUGAAUCUGUAGACAGCACUGAAGAUGAUGGAACAGACCUCUCAACUACAAAUAUCAGUGGGCUGGUCUUGGAUAACAGUGAUUCUCUGCAAUAGGAAGCAAGAGGACCUUACCUAAAAUAUUAGGAAAGACAAUGGUCUGACUGACUUUUUAUAGUUUGCACAGCAAACAUUUUACACAAGUUUUGUUUCUAAUAUGUUUUAUAUGUAGAUAUAGAAGAGUGCACUUUUUUGUAUUUCAUAGUAAGCUUAAAGAGUGUCUUUGCAGGUGCAGCAACUUCUUUCAAAUGUGUUGUUUUUUGGUUUUAAUUUUGAAAAUCUAGUAAGUUAAACAAAUAAUCAUCCCAUUUGUUUUUCUAAAGUUAUAAUUCACGCACACAAAAAGCUGAGUCAAGCUGAAAAAAUGUGUAUAAUGGGGUUGCAGACAUGGGGUAAAAUGGUGGCUGCCUGGAAUGUGAGUUUUACAUUAGCAUGGAUUUAAACUUACUCAAGCCAGACAAUUACUAUGUUACUCAGUUCUUUACUGUUCUAUAGCAUCAUACUGUUAAGAUCUACAAUUUUCAAACAUAUAAAAUUGCACUGCUAUGGGAGAACUGAAAGUACUUUUUAUCUCGUUGAAAGUAACCAGUUUCAGUUCUGUCAUUUUAACAAAGGUGGUUUAACAAUGUAAAUGUAAAGCAUGUCAAACUAAAUGUAUGGGAUUUGUUUAUGAAGUUAGCCAUGUAGAUUUGAAAGAUGCUUCUGCACCUUAAAAAAAAAACGAAACUAAACUGCCUGUCUAAAGUGGGCAAUAUAAUACAAAAAGAAAAGAAAAAAAAGAAGUGAAAAUGUGUGAUUCCUAAAGAAUGCAUGACAUUUACUAUAAACUUAAUUCUUCAGGAGGAGUUAGGUGGACAACUGUAGAUCUCAUUGUACCUUUAAAAUUUGCUGUUGAUAUGGCUACCACAGCUUUUUUGUCAUCAAAUUUUCUCCCUUUUUUAUCCAUUUGCCCAGUGGCUCUUUUUCUUUUCUUUUCUUUUUUUCCUUUCUUUUUUCUUCCCUUUCUUUUCAACAAAUAAGGUGAGGAUAGAAUGGUAAUAAAAGAAAUAGAGGAGCCAGAAGAAGCCAUAAUUGUAGCUCUCUUCUGGUGGUACAUUCCAGUGUAGAAUUCAGCACCCCUAUGCUGUCUUAGUAAUAGUGGUGAUAUCACUGAAAAACUAAUCUCCACAAGUGUGGUAUGAUUGUCUACAAAAUGGAGUUUGACAAUACAUGUUUUCAAGAAAUUCUUCACAUGUACGAGAAGGCUUCCAACUGCUAACAGUCAUACUAUAUUCAAAGAUAACUGGCUGCUAGUUGACAUUAGAGCAUAAUCUAAAGAGUGGAAGGAUUAUUAAUUAUUCUUCAUGCAUUGAUUGUAAAUGGGAGUCUCUUACCUGAACUGGUAUUCUCUUAUCUCAGUUCAAGAAUACAUUUAAAGGUACAAGAGAUGCUAUAAGGUGUACUCUUAACCAGUGUGUCUGUCCAUUGUUUGCUAUAAAACACUUAUUUUUACCUUUAUCAGGAUUCUUGGAUGAAAAAUAUUUUUAUAAAUUCUCUAAGAAUUGGAUGGAUGAUUGUAUUAAGCAUGAGGAAAAAGUGUUUAGUACUACUAUUUGAAAAGUUAUGAAAAUUGUCCAAAUUGAAUAAACAUGCCUAUGUGACAUCCUAUGUUUCUCUGCUCUCCCAUAAUGGUACAAUUCAUAGUAAAAUAUUAAGCAUUAUUCCUUAAUGGGAAGCUUGGAUACUGGUCAGCACUUUGUUAUUUCAUACGAACUACCAUUCAAAUUUCUGUCCAUAUUGAAUGCUGUCUCACAAGAGUAGCUUUUUUCAGCCUGUGCUUUCUGGAUGUUUUGGGUCUUUUAAUUCCCAGAAAUACAAGCCAACAGCAUCUAAACUAUGAUGGCUGGAAAAAUCUAUAAAUUGCAAUCCCAGUAAAGAGCCCCAGUUUGGGAAGACUGCUGAACAGUGAUAUUCAGGUAAAUAAAAACACACAGUCUCUAUUAUAGUUUUAAAAACUCUCAACAGAACACAUACUUCACAUUAGUUGACAGUGUGCAGAUAUUUUCUUCUGGAUAAUCUGUAAUUUUUUCCCACUUCACUGCAUCCCAAAUGUUAUGUAUUCUACAGCUUUGAUACAAAUAAGGUAAGAUAAAGUGUCCUUUGAAUUAAGCUGGAUUCUGGUGAUUUCAUGAACAUGUCCAUCAGCUUUCAUGCACAAUAUCACAGUGGUUCAAUUACUUUCUUCCAGCAUACUUUUUUCCUUCCCUAGUAACCUAUAGCUGGCAUUUCCUGCCACUUUUUCAUCCAAAUACAAACUGGUCCAUUUCUUUAGCUUUUUUAGAUCAGCCAAGAUAAAAAAGAUACAGAUAAAAAUAGAUUUCUCAGGACAAAUAAUUUUCUCCCAAAAUAUUGGACUUGCAAUGAUAGAAGUAAAUUAGUGUCCUAGAUUAGAUUAUCAUCAUAACUCAUAACAGGAAAAGGGGAAACACACUACUUUCAUUUUCCCAGAUUCAGAAUACAAUAAACACAAAUAUGGGUAGCCAGUUGAAAGAUCACAAAUUUAUAUCAAGAUAGUCUGGCAUGUUUCACUGUCUUGAGACCUUAGAAGCUAGAGCUGAUAUUGCAUUGGUUCUUAUGAUUGUGUGAAAGUUAAACUCAUUAUUUCUCUUUCCCUCCCUGUUUUAUUAGAUUUUUAUUUUUAAAUAAACAUUAUUU